AAUUCAUUUAGAAAAAUUAUGCCGUUCCUGCGGUUGCCAGGAGCAGUACUCAUUUUAAGCCGUACACAUCAUCAACUAAGUCAAGCAUUCGCGAUGCUAAAAUAAAAAAAAAUUUCUGUGGCCCACUCACAAAUAAACAACUUAAAUUAAAUAUGUGUAAUUAGUAUCCUGUUUAUGAUGAUUAUUGGUAGUGAAUAGUGACUUCAGUAGUUAUACUCUACUAUUAUAACUAUUAUAAAAUGAACGUACGUCAACAUAUUCACAUCAGUCUUUUGCAACGAUUUGCGUUAAAAACAUUAAUUGGCAAGCUGAUUAUGUACAACUUAAAAUAGCAAAGCUGAUUGCACAUAAAAAAGAAAGCUGCUGAGUGAAACAAUCACGAUCCAUUUCAUUCAUAAAUAUAGAUAGUACAUAUGUAGAUUAACAACAAAUACAUGCAGCAUGGGUGCGAAUUCAUCGAGCAGAUCGGACGCACAUCUGCUGAACGAUGACGAUGGUGUGCAUCGUACAAAAGCGUGAUAGUGGCAUACUUUAUGCGAUGAAAUAUGUCAGUCGCUCGGCGUGUGAGUCGCGCGGUGCACUAGGUGGUGUUAUCAAAGAAGUAGAAUUGCUUGCAACAUUGGAACAUCCAUUUCUAGUGAAUUUGUGGUUUUCGUUUCAAGACGAAGAGGAUUUAUUUAUGGUUUGCGAUUUACUGACUGGCGGUGAUUUAAGGUAUCAUCUACAGAAUCGGGUGGAGUUCAGCGAGAAAUGUGUUGCCUUAUUAGUGUGUGAGUUGGGAAGUGCUUUAGAAUAUUUGCAAAAGCAAAGAGUAGUGCACAGGGAUAUAAAGCCAGACAACAUUCUUUUGGAUGAUGCUGGUCACGCACACUUGACUGAUUUUAACAUAGCGACGAGACUGCAAAAGGACGGACUUGCAUGCAGCAUGUCUGGCACGAAGCCAUAUAUGGCACCAGAGGUAUUCAUGUGCGCUUUAGAGGAAGUCGCUGGUUAUAGUUACCCAGUCGACUGGUGGUCACUGGGCGUGGUUGCGUACGAAAUGCGUGCCAAUGUGCGGCCCUUCGUCGUCCAUUCGAACACCGGACUAGCGGAGGUGAAGCAUACAUUGAACGUGCCGGUACACUAUCCGCGCUAUUGGAGUCAUGAUUUCAUCGAUUUGCUAACAAAGUUGCUCUGCGUGCAUCCGGGCGCACGCAUCAGUUCGCAGCAAGAGCUCCAACAGACGCCGCUGCUGCGAUAUGUAGACUUCAAAGGUAUUUUGGAGAAAAAGACAAAACCACCCUUUAAACCACCUGAAGAUCAUCUCAAUUGCGAUCCGUGUUUGGAGUUGGAGGAAAUGAUUGUUGAAACGCGGCCGCUGCAUAAGAAAAAGAAACGUCUGGCCAAGCAGCGUUCAGCACAACGUGACAGCGACCCGGAAACGGUGCUCAUAAAAGAAUUCAUUGUCUAUAAUCGCUAUAAGGAAUUAAAGCGGAAAGCUAUGGAGAAGAAAGAGAACGAAUGGCAACGUGAACUGGAACACGCAAUGGCGAAUUCAAUUAUGACCAGUUUAGCGCCAAUACAGGAGAAGCCAACCUCAAUGCAUCUCAGUAGUGAUGCUGGCGAUGACAGCGCAGCAAUGGCCACCAAUGGCAAUGUUGUAGCCAAUCCUUUCAUAAACAACACGUCAUCACUCACAAAAACUAAUACAACGGCAACAAUAGCAAGCAUAUCCACAAGCAACACCACCGACGGCGCAUUACUGACGAGUGAUUCGCUUUGCACUGCAAUCGCUUCAAUUGAAGAAGCACCUACAGCAACAACAACUAUGGGGGCUACUGUUGCGAGUGCUGCAACAGCAUUGCCACCGAUCUGUGUUAAAUGCCGACAACAAACCCGCAGCGCUGUAAUGCAAACCACGCAACAACAUAAAACACAACAAUCAUCAGGCACAAAGGAUAAUGAAAGCUUAGAAUUUAUUGAUCGCACACCUUCGCCACCCGCAGUGCAAGGCGAAGCGCUAACGCCGUUAGCGGCAAGCACUUUGGUGUAGGCGAAUGUUGUGAUUUGUGGGAAUAUUGCUAAUUAAAAACGGUAUAAUUAAGAAUGACUCGU
Molecule: messenger RNA, 2094 nt
Organism: Rhagoletis pomonella (apple maggot)
Lineage: Eukaryota; Metazoa; Arthropoda; Insecta; Diptera; Tephritidae
Product: serine/threonine-protein kinase 32A
Exons: 8
Coding region: 488-2032 (514 amino acids)
Biological process (GO): protein phosphorylation; G protein-coupled receptor signaling pathway; regulation of signal transduction
Molecular function (GO): G protein-coupled receptor binding; G protein-coupled receptor kinase activity; ATP binding
Source: RefSeq, a predicted model, not a curated record